Molecule: messenger RNA, 1418 nt
Organism: Umbelopsis ramanniana AG
Lineage: Eukaryota; Fungi; Mucoromycota; Umbelopsidomycetes; Umbelopsidales; Umbelopsidaceae
Exons: 4
Coding region: 334-1125 (263 amino acids)
Biological process (GO): regulation of cyclin-dependent protein serine/threonine kinase activity; G2/M transition of mitotic cell cycle
Cellular component (GO): cytoplasm; nucleus; centrosome
Molecular function (GO): cyclin-dependent protein serine/threonine kinase regulator activity
Source: RefSeq, a predicted model, not a curated record
GACCGAGAUUACAAAAACUGUUCGAACAGAAAUUAAGCACGAGAAGAAAGUAACCGAAAUUAUUAAGGAAGAAGCAGCCAAAGACAAUAAUGGAAAAGACGUCGUGCGUGCUGUACCAGUUCUACCUAUUAUCCUGCCAGCGCAUCUAAGGAAAUCUCAGAAUGCUUUGAAAGAUGAUAACAAAGAACUCCAUAACAUACGCCUGGGAAAGCGAUCGCGCUCUUUCUUUAGUGACAUGAAGCGACCGUUGCCGAUCUCGAUGAAGAAAAGCGCGCACUUCAAGUUGCCACACAAACAUGGACUGACUUGGAUGCUGAAGACAAGAAUGAUCCCAUGAUGGUGACUGAGUAUGUCAAUGAAAUUUUUGAAUACAUGCGCGUCUUGGAGCUCGAAACUUUACCGCAAGCCAACUACAUGGAGUCUCAGAAAGAACUCGUAUGGAAGAUGCGAGGCAUUCUAGUCGACUGGCUCAUGGAAGUCCAUUGCAACUUUGGACUUUUGCCUGAAACUUUGUUCCUUGCUGUGAAUAUCAUUGACCGUUUCCUCUCUGCUCGCGUUGUUUCUCUCGUGAAGCUUCAACUAGUUGGUGUCACUGCCCUUUUCAUUGCUUCAAAAUACGAAGAGGUGAUGGCACCUUCCAUUAAGAAUUUCACCUUCAUGGCCGACGGUAGUCUUAAAGACGCUGAUAUUUUGAAGGCAGAACGAUACGUUCUUCAAGUCCUCGAUUUCCAGCUCUGUUAUCCAAACCCAAUGCACUUUUUGAGACGAGCAUCGAAGGCAGAUAACUACGAUAUUUAUACUCGUACCGUUGCAAAAUAUUUUAUGGAAAUUCCGCUGGUUGACCAUCGGUUUAUGGGAUGUCCACCAUCAUUGAUAUCAGCCUCUGCGUUGUUCCUGGCGAAAAAAAUGCUUUCACGGGGCGAUUGGGAUGCCAAUCUUGUACAUUACUCUGGCUACAAGGAGACCCAACUUCGCAAAUGGGCAGAACUCAUGCUUGACUAUCUUGCACAGGAGCCUAUUCAUGAUGCUUUUUACAAGAAGUAUGCAAGUAAGAAGUUCAUGAAAGCUAGCAUAUUUGUUAGAGACUGGAUGGUCAAACAUUAUAUCAACCGAGAUGCUGAUUGAGUACAGUAGUCAUGGUAUUGUUCAAUCGGUUUUUACCCAGUUCUUGUCUAUACCGCAACCAUUUUUUUCACCCCCUAUUUCUUUCGUUGUUUUCACCUUUUUACUGUUGUUCAUCUUCUACGGCCUGUUGGAUGGUUUUAUUGUCAUUCAUUUUAAAUACAAUACACAAUUGUUAACAUAAAAAGAAGUUGCGGGAAGACGAGCGUCUGUGGCUUAUUGCACAGGCUGAAAAAGGAAAGAACGGCAUUAGACAAACGACGACAUCGAUUAAAGAACUCAGAUCAAUUUUUCUA